GAUAGAUAGAUAGAUAGAUAGAUAGAUAGAUAGAUAGAUAGAUAGAUAGAUAGAUAGAUAUGAAUAGAAAGAGUGGGAGGGAGAGAAAGAGAGAUAGGUAAAAGGAUCAUAGAGUUGGAAGAGGCCCCAAAGGCCAUCCAAUCCAACUUCCUGAGAUAGCUCAAUGGAUGGAUAGACAGAUUUGAAUACAAAGAAGGGGAGGGAGAGAGAGAGAGAGAGAGGUGAAAGCAUCCUAGAGUUGGAAGAGGCCCCAAAAGAUCAUCCAAUCCAACCUCCUAAGGUAGAUCGAUAGAAGAAUAGAUAGAUCGAUAGAUAUGAAUACAAAGAAUGGGAGGGAGAGAAAGAGAAAUAGGAUCCUAGAGUUGGAAGAGGCCCCAAAAGACCAUCCAGUCCAACCUCCUAAGAUAGAUCGAUGGAUAGAAGGAUAGAUACAUAGAUAGAGACAGAUGAAUAAAAAGAGAGGGAGGGAGAGAAAGUGAGAUAGGUGAAAGGAUCCUAGUUUUGGAAGAGGGCCCAAAGGCCAGCCGGUCCAAACCGCUUUCUGCCACAUGAGAAAAUACAGUCCAAACCCUCCCAACAUCUGGCCUUCCAGCCUCAGCUUUGAAGACCCAGGAUCAUUCAUGAAUAAUUCCGAAGCUCUUUAAGACUUGAAAAAGACCCUUUUGUAUCUCCAAACGUGAUACUGUAUUAGAAGCCCUUCUGUAAGCAGGCAAAAACUUAAGAUUCAAAGGAAGACUCGACCCAGCUGGUGUGUUGCUGGUACAUCUCCAUCAUUCUUCCAGACACGUUCCAGGGCUUUGUUUCUUGGUAUUGGAGAGGGAAAUAAAUGUGGAAAGGGCCAAAAAUAACAUUUCAAUAUGCAAAACAAAGCAACAGACAACUCAGUACUUUAGUUUUUGGAGGAUCCAAGCAGCAUGCCUUUCUAUUUGCACUGCAUACAGCAUAUAAUAACAUUCCAGGUUUCGAACAAUAAAAGAUUUCAGGUUCCAUUGGAUUCGGUAUAAGUUGUAGUUUGUACUUGGUUGGGAAACAAACCACGCAUCCCAUGGGCUAUAUUUCCACACCUGGACUAACAAAGGCAUUGGUAUCAAAGGGACUUUUCUAACCCUUUUAAGAUGCUUGUGAUGAUAAUAUAUUGAAGUCUAGACUGUUGGUUGUUUUUUGCGUUUUUCCGCUUUGAUCCUUUGGAGGAGGGGGAAAUAGAAUUUUUAAAAAUUCCCUUUCAAGUCAAGGUUGAGUCUUGAAGCCUCCCGCCUUUUGAGAUAAACCCAGUGCCUGAAAAUAGAACAGAAAGGGUUCCUUGUGCAUUCGACAGGCCCUCCCUUUUCACUCUGAAUUCCUCCCAAAGAGGUGCAGUGUGUGUAUUGUCAAGGACACCUAUCGGAGGAGAAGGAAGCAGGACACUUCUCUGCCUGGUCUGCGGAUGUGUCAGGCUCUCAUUUUGCAGAGGGCAAAAGAUGUCUUUUCUCCAUUUUGGACUUUUUGGGAGAGAGUCUGGGAAGGGACUGUGACUCUGUGGAAGAAGCUGAGCCAUGUGGGUUGCAGCCGGAGGGAUCCUGUUGGCUCUCUCAUUGAUCCUGGAGACCAGCUCCAUCCCUGAGAAGGACCUCUCAGGACAGGGUCUUCAGAGAGGAGCAACAGAGUUUGGAGGAUCUGAAAUUCCUGGAGAAGAUGAAGCUAUGGAUGUCUCAGAUGGUCUUCAAGGAGGACUAAAGGUCUCUGAGUUUGGAGGAUCUGAAAUUCUAGAAGAGGUGGAAACCACAGAUCUCUCAGAAGGUCAUCAUAGAGGAGUAAAGCUCUCAGAGUUUGGAGGAUCCACAAUUCCAGGUAAAGAUGAAGCCAUGAAUGUUUUGGAGAGUCUUCACAAAAGACAUAAGGUCUCUACGUUUGGAGGAUCUGAGAUUCCAGGAGAAGAUGAAGCCACAGACAUCUUGGAAGAAGGUCUUUGGAAGGGAGCGACACGCUCCAAGUUUGGAGGAGCUGAGAUUCCAAGACAAGACAAAACUAUCGAUGUCUUGGAAGAGCAUCCCAAAAGACAGAAGGUCUUCAAGUCUGGAGGAUCUGAGAUUCCAGUCGAGGAUGGAGCCACAGCUAUCUCAGAAGAAGGUCUUUGGGAUGGAGUAGAAGUCACCAAGUUUGCAAGAUCUGAGAUGCCAAGAGAAGAUGAAGCUAAGGAUGUUUCGGAAGGUCUUCAGAGACAACCAAAGGCCACUGAGUUCAGAGGAUCUGAAAUCCCAGAAGAAGACAAAGCCAGAGAUGUCUUGGAAGGUCUUCAUGGAGGGGCAAAGGUCUCCAAGUUGGGAGGAUUCAAACUUCCAGGAGACGAUGAAGCCACUGAUGUCUUGGAAGAAGGUCUUCAGAGGGGAGCAAGCCUCUCCAAGUUUGGAGGAUCUGAGAUUUCAAGGGAAGACGAACCUAUAGAUGUCUUGGAUGGUCUUCACAAAAGGCAUAAGGUCUCUAAGAUUGGAGGCCCAGAGGUUCCAAGAGAAGAUGAAGCUACAGUUAUCUUGGAAAGUCUUCAGAGAGGGAUGAAGACCCCUGAGUUCAGAGGGGAAGAUGAAGCCACAGACAGUGUUGGACCUCGCUCAAAGGUCUCUCAACCAGGUCAGACCUUGGCACAUAGAGAGGUCUUGGGGACUUUGGGAGAUGGCUUCCAGCCAUGGUCCCCCGAAGAACCGGUCUGCCGGGUGAAGCUGGACCAAGGCAGCGUCUGGGGCCCCAACCACAUCGAGGUAGUUGGUCUCCUGACUGGAUAUGACAGCGGGUUCCUGAAAGCACUUGGCCGCUCAGCCUGGGGCCCAGAAGAGCAAGAGGCCUUUGGAAUCUGCCCCAUGGAGACUGGAGACCGUGGCCUCCUCUCCUCCCUUCGGCAGGUCGGAGAAAGCCUGGCUGACCCCAGGGAGAGCCGUUUCCUCCUGCUUCACCUAGAAGAAGUGAAAUGGGAAGCCGAGACGAAACUCCGCUUCAAGGUGAUGUUUCAGGAGGAGGUCGGAGAGUCCAUGGGACCUCCGCAACAUGCCCUUUUGGUGUUUUACCGAGGUGGGAGAGACAGCGGAAGCAACCGGGAGACAUUCCUGAUCGGGGGAGAAGGUCUCCACCCAGAACAGGUCAUUUGCCUCUCCAGGGGAACCCGCUUCCUUGUCCUCCAAGGCUCAGAGGUUUUGGGGAGACAUGGCGCCGGCCACCUGAGCCUCGAACUUUCCUUGGAAAUCCGGCGUCAGAGCCAUCCAGAUGUUCCCCUCUCCUCUCGGGAAGCUCAGGACCUCCUCUUCGGCUUCGACCCAAAGUGUUUCACCCGCAUGACUCCGAUGGUGUUGCUCUUGGUGAAGCGGCAACCUGGAUCCACAUCCCUUCCGCCUCUUGAUUCUUCUUUCCUCGCUGCCGGCGACAAGUUGGAUAUAGCUCCUUACCUGGCACCCAGUGCUUUGCCCACCCUCAGAGUACCUGAAGUGCCACCGUCUGGUGCCGCGAACACUUCAGCGCCCUCCGACACUCGCCGCUUCCUGGCUUGCCUCUCCCGCUUUGUUCACCAAAUCCUGAGCCCCACUGUGGAUUCGGGGUCUGCUGUCCGAACCCGCUUGCGCCUAGAUUUUGACACCAUGGAGGCCCUCCCUCACCUGCGCCUCAACCUGUCCGAAGAGGUGGCACUGGAGCGAUUGGUGCGCUCCGAGGACCACUUGGUGGUCCUCUUUCCAGAAGACGGCCGGGCCUUGGCGGAGGACCAGGUGGAGAACUGGCACCUAGAGGGGCCCUUGCUGCAGCAGAUGAUGGACAAGCUGCGUGAGGUGAUCCGGGACCUCAAGCCCAUGCCGGCCUUCCAAGCCAAUGCUGAGCUUUUCCGUACCCUGACAGCUUUCUGCUACCUGCCACAUGGGAUUACAUUGAAGUCAGAUGGCGAAAGGGGUCCAAGAAGCAAAAUUCACAGCCUUUUGCUGCUCAAAGCCCUCCAAGCCAUGCGGGCCCACUGGCGGGAAUCAAGGCGAGCCCACCGCAGCACCCGAGAUAGCAGCGGCCGCCGCAGUGAUGAUUAUUGCCAGCUGCGAGACCUGCAAGUCGACCUGGUGUCCACCGGAUACAUCAUUUUGCCCGAGUCGUACAACGCCAACAACUGCGCAGGGCCCUGCCGCAGCCCGCUCUCCACCCGGGUCUCCGACUAUUACUCCCACACCAUCUUCCUCUUGCGGAUGCAGGAACAAGGCUCGCCACUGGACCGGGCCCCCUGCUGUGUGCCGGUCAAGUAUGCCCAGAGCCAUAUGGUCACCUUCACCAGCGACCAAGGGCUAAUGGUGAAGGUCUACCCGGACAUGGUGGCCAAAGCAUGCGGGUGCCGGUAGAGGGGGGAGUCGUCUGCGAGACUCACAAAACCAGAGUCCCCACGACGGUAGCGCAG
Messenger RNA from Anolis sagrei ordinatus, 4390 nucleotides. RefSeq names its product anti-Mullerian hormone (gene AMH). Lineage: Eukaryota; Metazoa; Chordata; Lepidosauria; Squamata; Anolidae. Gene Ontology annotation, molecular function: growth factor activity. Gene Ontology annotation, biological process: Mullerian duct regression; gonad development. The record is from RefSeq and is a predicted model, not a curated record.